UGUAUAAUAAUAACAAUCCUUGUCACGGUUUUGGAGGGCAUCUUGACUGGUGGGUAAAAAUUCACAGUAUAUUGAAUUCUGAACAAUUUAUUGAUAGCAAACUAAAAAUUCUAAACAGAGGAUUGCAUGAACCAAAUUUGAAGGAUGUAGCUGUGUUAGAAAGCGUUACAUAGGUUGCGUCAUUAUGGCUCCUGGUUGCGUUUAUUAAUUUCCAUGCAUUUGUCUAUGAUGUUUUCCACAAACUUGUACGCUGCUUACAAGCUCACGCCACUUUGAAUUUUGUUAGAUUCAAUUCUCUUACAUUGCCUAAUAAAUGGGCAGGGAUAUGAGGGGUUGGCGGGGGGAGGGGGGGCUUUUUCUGAGGUAACUUGCGGGCGCGGGGCGAAUGUUUUUCUUAGGUAAUCAAGGCAGACGAGACACUUCGCACAAGAUACAUGAACAAUCGUGAAUAAGGUGAGACUGGGUCGAGAAGAAAGGCAACAUGGCGGACAAGAACGAGGCCGAUGUUUCUUACAGUGCUCUGUAUUCCGACCUUCCACACCAUGUUAAGCAUAAAUUGAAAGGACUUGGCCUUCAGCCUUUAAACUGCUCAGCUAAGAGCUAUGUGACUUCAUUUAUGGAAAGAAUGGUACAGAAUAAUAAAACUGACUUGGAAAAAAUGCAUCGUGACCCAGUGAUGCUGGAUAAACUCAACAGAAACAAAAACAAAUCCAAUAAGAAACCAAAGAGAAAAGAAAUGUCUGCAAGAGAGAAAAGGAUUCGUGGGAUUUACAAGAUUUCACCCAAAAAUCAAAGGUAUGACAUGUAUCUUCCUCUUCAUGAGCUGUGGAAAGGCUAUAUGCAAGAGCUGUUAAACUUAACUCCAAACAGUAAUUUAAAAGUUGUGUAUCCUAAACUUCUUCGAGCAGACUACCAUGGAUGUGUUCUCAGUGUGAGCCGCUCAAAAUGUCCAUCGUACGUGGGAACAUGUGGUAUCUUGCUGCAAGAAACAAAGAAUGCCUUCAAGAUUAUUACAAAAGACGACAAACUUAAAAUGAUUCCCAAAGCAAACAGCGUGUUCACAUUUGAGCUUGGAGGAUUCGUGUUCACGAUUCAUGGAAAUCAUUUCCGAUACAGAUCAAGUGAACGAUCAGCCAGGAGAUUCAAACCUAAACCCACAACAGACUUGUGAUUUUGUUGCUUGGAGCGAGAUUGGUUUAUUCCAUGGAUUGACGGCGGACAGAGCAAGAUGCAAUCACUGAGUGAUGCAGUCCUGUGAAAUAGCGCAUUCUUCCCUGGUGUCAAAUGAAAGCCUUCACUGGGUCGUUUGUGAAUAACAUUUAAAUACAAGGGACUAACAAGAAUGAUGUAAGAACUCGGAACAUGGCGCUGCAACUCAGAGAAGUAGCGUUUAUUGGCUGCGAAAUGUUAGCGAAGUUUUGGAGCAUGGCAGCGGAUAGUGGAAUUAAUUGUUACCUGCGAGUUUCUCUUCCUCGAUGACAAUCGCCUCGAAGAGUUUUGGUAGAGAAGUAAAGAAAAUAAAUCCCUACCACGUAUUCCA
This is a messenger RNA of Orbicella faveolata, 1540 nucleotides long. RefSeq names its product ribonuclease P protein subunit p29-like. Gene Ontology annotation, molecular function: ribonuclease P RNA binding. The record is from RefSeq and is a predicted model, not a curated record. Gene Ontology annotation, biological process: rRNA processing; tRNA 5'-leader removal. Gene Ontology annotation, cellular component: ribonuclease MRP complex; ribonuclease P complex. Lineage: Eukaryota; Metazoa; Cnidaria; Anthozoa; Scleractinia; Merulinidae.